GUUACCCCUUAAAAGAAGCAAAAGCACUAAAUUGAGUCUAAUUCACACUAAUGGAUUUUAGAGAGUCUGUUGAUGUGUUUUGCAUUGGACUGAAAUAUUCUAGGGUAAUCUCCGAACGUCAACAAAAGCGAGUCUGACCACAGCAGUCGACAACGACAACUGACGCCUACGGGAUCAGUGUCGGAGCAUGCGUGUGAAAAGCCUGUUCGAUGAAUGAUUGGCCCGUAAAGCUGCUUCGAAAACAAAUUAUGCAAGGACCAAUCGAUUGAUAAUGCAAGCAUCAAGCUGUGAUUGAACUCAAAAACACAGAUGCAGACGGCCCAGUCAACAGCGUUGGGGCAAAUAAUCAUUUACCAUCAAUCUAGUCUGGAUAGUCUCGUCAAAGAAACCACCACAAUCUCGGAAGCAAAAUAUUUUACGAGGUAUAGGGAAACAGCAAAUUCUUACCCGACAUUGAUGUUAUGGACAAUCUUUCGAUGUUUAGUCAGAGCGCUUCUGUUGGCCAUCCGACCGUAGCUGACUUCAUCGAGCCCGGUAAAGAUUCUCCAUAUGUUGGCAAUUCGUUCAUGGAGCCCAGCCACGGUAUGCUCGCGCGAACAGCCUUCAGCUUGGCUCAUAGAAUUCCCGAACCUAUCGCCGACACCAAGGCAGUGUUUAGCUCUCAAACCACCGGCUAUCCAUUUACCCCACACACCAGUCAAGUAAGAGCUGCGUGUGCCGCUCAAAAUCUGAGUAACAGAGAUUACCCGAUUCAUCGUCAAGACCAUCUGCCCGGUUCUAGCUCUUUAGCUCACGGUCCCCACGGACAUCCUCUCUACGAUCCUGUAGCACCGGGAACGGGUAGAUUUCCUCAAUGCCAAGGUCCUUCGAUACAUUCCAAUUUCAGCCCUCUGGCACUGCAUCAGGCAAGACCAGACGUUAAACGACACAACUUCUAUCCAACAAUGAACGGUCCGCCAGAUCCUGAGACUUCUCAAAGGCCAGCCUUCGCUUUUCCACCGCCAGGCGACAUGUACUCGCGAGUAGACAUGUACUCGCAGUCACCGUACAGUUACGACCAUCACCGCCCUCUCAAUUAUGCUCAGGUUCACUUCACUCAAUUCAUGAGCCAGCCACCUAACAAAAUCAUGACUUGUGAAUGGAUUGAUCCUCAAAACUACCCCAAGAACAAGAUCUGUGGCAAGCAAUACACCAGUAUCCAUGAAAUAGUAAGGCAUAUUAAUGACGAACAUGUUAGCCAAAACGACUCUCCACUACAUGUUUGCUUUUGGAGAAACUGUGGACGUAACGGACUUCCGUUUAAAGCUAAGUACAAGCUGGUAAACCACAUCAGAGUGCAUACGGGAGAAAAGCCAUUCCCUUGUCCUUUCCCUGGAUGUGGCAAGCUUUUCGCAAGGUCUGAGAAUUUGAAAAUUCACAAACGAACUCAUACUGGCGAAAAGCCUUUUGUAUGCGAGUUCCCCGGGUGCGAUCGCCGUUUCGCCAACUCAAGCGAUAGGAAAAAGCACUCCCAUGUCCAUACGUCAGAUAAGCCAUACAACUGUAAAUAUCAAGGCUGCAACAAAAGCUACACACAUCCAAGCUCUCUUCGUAAACACAUGAAGUUGCACGGAAUAUCGCCUUCACCGCCGCCAUUAAUCGACUCAAGCGGACAAGACAGGAGUCAUUUAAGUACCCCCUCACCGUCGGAACACAUUCGUCUCUCGAUCAGUUCGUCAAAUAGCCAAAGCUGCUCGAGUUCACAAAGCGAACGUGAAGUCAACACCAACUGGUACUCGUGUUAGAGGUGGAAGAAAAAAGAGACAACUUAUACACAACAACUUCCCUCAAGGUCAGUCCUGUUGUCAGUAAACCACAAUGAGACAAACAAAGCGGUUACAUUUUAAGGCCACGGUCGAUCUCGACAAAGUAACGGACAUUCUGUAUGUAGAAUAAUGAGUUGUAGGUUUGAUAUUGUAGCUCUGUUAGAGAUUCUAUCAAUAGUAGGCGUCAUGGCUUGAAUACAUGACAAUAAUAAUGUACCGAUUGAGAAUAUCCAUAUGACUUAAGUUCCUGUGGUGUAGAGUGAGUUAAGCUACCUCAGUUAGCUGUGAUUCGGCUAACUACAGGAAUCAUCGCAAAACAAAAUUAUCUGAAAGUCAUUCAGAUAUGGGAACUUUCUUUAGGUGGGGCAAAAAUUGAAACAAAAAAACGAUCAUUCAUGUUUGUUCGUUCCUUUAAUUAUGACCGUUAAACGUUUUGUAAGGGACGUCAAAAUUAUUCACCUAAUAUUCUAAUCUGUUUUUGCAAAUGUAGCUCCUCUUCAAGAAUGACUAGUUUUUGCUUUGUUUUUCUUCUAUGUGUAAAAAAGGAAGGAUAAUAAUUAAAAUCCACCAUUGUUUUCAAUGCGACAUACAGAUGCUCAAAGACAAACCAAUACUUUUAACUUACGCUAAAUUAAUAUACCAAAACUACUUGCAGUCAACCUUCAACUAUACAGAGAUCCAAGAAAUUAUUGCACUCGCUACUCAAUGUUUCUUUACCAAAGUGUAUGCUCAGAAAAAGCAGUGCUUGCUCUAGAAGAUCAGCAUGCACCCAUGCGAACUGGCAAACUCUACCCGCUUCCUCAACACAAAAUUUUUUGUACUUAACGGAGCAAUGUUUCCAGUUUUUCUUUCAGUGGAACUUAUGUGGUUAAACACGACAUUUUGUUUCUUAGGGUUCGUUUUUAAUUAAGCAACGAGAGCCUUUCGCUGAUUUAUUUCAUUCGCUAUUCUAUUCCAGUCUUAUUCUCUGAUGCUAACUUAUCAAUGUAUCGAUACAUUGUCAACUUUAACUCCGUUUGUUAAACUUUACUACACUAUUUGCUCUUCUCAAAACACUGUUAGCUGCAGAACAAACUGUUAAGGAAAUUAGAACUACUGAUAAAAAAAAAAAGACAAAUAAAACAAU
Messenger RNA from Pocillopora verrucosa, 2931 nucleotides. RefSeq names its product zinc finger protein ZIC 4. Lineage: Eukaryota; Metazoa; Cnidaria; Anthozoa; Scleractinia; Pocilloporidae. The record is from RefSeq and is a predicted model, not a curated record. Gene Ontology annotation, molecular function: RNA polymerase II cis-regulatory region sequence-specific DNA binding; DNA-binding transcription factor activity, RNA polymerase II-specific. Gene Ontology annotation, cellular component: nucleus. Gene Ontology annotation, biological process: regulation of transcription by RNA polymerase II.